UUUUAUUUUUUUAUUUCAAUGUUUCUUUAUGUGUGUGUGUGUUCUUGGCAUCUUUUGCGUCUAUUCUCUCUCCUGACAGCUUGCAUCACCCACUGAAAGUGUACACAUGUGUGGAAAGUUGUAGCACAGUGUAUUUUACCCACACAAAAUUACGUGGUAGGCCUACGGUCAACCAUGAAAAAUCUAUAUCUAUAAAAGCUAUCUCUUAUGACCUUGCCAAAAGCCCUCAAAACCCGGUGUCAUAACUAAUAGUAGGCCGUGUGCAAGUGUGUUUGUGUGUGUGUGUGUGUGUGUGUGUGUGUUGCCGCUGCGGUUGUACGGCUCUAUGGUAGCAAAUUGCUUAAACUUAUGUCACGAAAUAAAAACACGGGUAACCCCAACAACCACGUGCCAGUGGGAAAAGAGCGGAGAGCGCGUCAACACCCAUAUUUGGAAUGUCGGUCUAAGUCAACAGACCAUAUAUGGUGUUUCCGAACGUGACGUCUGUUCCUUAUGUGGAAAACGAGGCGUGGCUGUGGCGGAGGAGACGCGAUACAAAUACUGUUUCCAACCCCUCCUCUACUGUAGAAUCACAUCUGCUGAGAAAUAAAGGGCAUUAAAACUAAGCUUUGACGAAAUUCAGACGAAGAUUAUAUGGCAUUUCGGGUUAAAAACAAAGCAAUAGACUAAUACUGUGAAAACACACCAGGCCUCUACGGACAUAAUACUGUUUUGUGUCAUCUUUUUUUUGUUAUUGUUUAUAGCACUUCAUUUCCAGAGGACAAAAUACGUAACGUUACCCAUAUACUGAAUGCGUUUGAUGCAGUGAAGAAUAUUCGUUUUCCACUCACGGCUGUUUGUUUGUCUGGAGAGGUCAUGGGUAUCGGCGACCCUCUCGAGAUCUCAGGUAGCGAGUUAGUUCAUAUUUUGCGGACUCCCUCUGAGCUCUUCGCGUCUGGAGGAUGUAUCGUGUUGGACUGUCGGCCUUUCCUCGGCUUCUCCCGAGCGCACAUUAUCGAGUCCCGCAACGUCAACUGGAAUUCAAUGCUGAGACGGAGGUCCAAGAGCUCCGUGGUGUCUCUGGAAUGGCUGGUGGCUGAUAAGUCUCUCCUGGCCCAGCUCCGGAACGGGGACUUCUCUCCGGUGGUGGUCCUGGAUGAAAACAGUCGGUCGGUCAGGGAUUUGAAGAGCGAGAGUUUGGCCAGUCUCCUCAUCAGUGCCCUUCAGUUAGAGGUCCAGUCUGCCUCGACGCACAUAUGCUUCUUACAAGGUGGAUUUGACGGGUUCUCUGCACUUUAUCCAGAGCUCUGCUUUAACACUCCUGUCAUGUUCUCAAACAAUCCUGCUCUCAGUGAACCAGAGUCCAUUGUGUCCGGAAGAAAGACUCCUCUCUACGAUCAGGGUGGUCCAGUUGAAAUCCUCCCCUUCCUCUUUCUGGGCAGUGCGCAUCACUCGUCCAGACGGGAUACUCUGGAACGCUGUGGGAUCACGGCAGUGCUCAACGUGUCCUCUUCCUGUCCGAACCUGUUUGAGGAGGAACUUCAGUACAAAACUCUGAAGGUGGAGGACAGUCUUGCCGCAGACAUACGCGUGCUCUUUCCAGAGGCCAUCCAUUUUAUUGAUUCGAUAAAAGAGAGUGGCGGGCGAGUGCUGGUCCACUGUCAUGCAGGAAUCUCCCGGUCGGCCACCAUCUGCCUGGCGUACCUCAUACACGCUCGACGUGUCCGUCUGGACGAGGCCUUUGACUUCGUAAAACGCCGCAGACAAGUCAUCUCACCCAAUCUAGCUUUCAUGGGACAACUUCUGCAGUUCGAGACGGACGUGUUGUGCCCUUAUUCUGUACUAGACAGAGAAAACAGUGGCACCGCGUUUUAGUAUCAGACAAGAAGUCUUGAACUGGCCGCACUAACUUUCAGAUCUACUAGUCGCAGAUUUGACCUCGAAGACUGUGACAAAUCUACAAAGGUGCUUAAAGGAAGUUUUUUCCUCGAUGCUAUGGCCGUACAAACUGCACGUGUCAGUUGUGGCAAACAAAUUUGGCAUCUCACCCUUUAAAACUAUAACACCAUAGUUGAGCAUAACUCAACUUGUUUGGGUAAAGUUGUAGACUGCAUCUACCUGUUCGUGAUUGUUUAUGGCAACACAAACUAUAAAUAGUGGUCGUUUCCGAACGACCGCUACACUCAUUAUCCCUCAUGGAAAGUGUAAUAGUCUCAUGUCAUUGUGACAUUGUGUACUCGACUACUACUGUGAUCUUAAAACAUCAACCCAUCUGAGAUAUUGAUGAAACAGACAAACAACUUCUGUCCCGCCAAACGUCUAAUAUAGUCCCCUAAAGCGUUUUCAUUUAGCCUUCAACAAUAGUAUAUGUUCAGGAUGUAUUUCUGCAGAUCAUCAUAGAUGUUGCAUCAGUCAAUGUUCCAUUGAGUGGUGCUGUGACCAUAUAUGGCUGUUACUUGUGGUUUAGUCUUCUGUGUGGUAAAUGUCAAGUUUUUCCAUGAAGUUAGUCUAAUUGUCUGUCUCAAACAUGUUUUAAAGGGCAAAGACCUGACAAACUGUGAUCCUAGGUCCUUUUAAAAUUAAGUUAAAAUUGUGUUGCGAUAGAUAAAGGCACUAAAGCCAUUUUGCUAAUGUGUUUUAUUUUUUAUAAGGUGUUAUUUCCUUAUUUUUUGUGAAUAUUUAUUUAUCUAUUUUCAUUCACAAGAUGCACUUUAAAUUCAAUUUGUUUUGAUAAGAUCUUUUGUAAGCUAUGUGGUUUACUCAUUUCAAUAUGUAAAUAAAAUGAUGGAUUCAUUUGUGUAAUGCAA
Molecule: messenger RNA, 2786 nt
Organism: Pimephales promelas (fathead minnow)
Lineage: Eukaryota; Metazoa; Chordata; Actinopteri; Cypriniformes; Leuciscidae
Gene: dusp2
Product: dual specificity phosphatase 2
Biological process (GO): negative regulation of MAPK cascade; protein dephosphorylation; endoderm formation
Cellular component (GO): cytoplasm; nucleus
Molecular function (GO): MAP kinase tyrosine/serine/threonine phosphatase activity
Source: RefSeq, a predicted model, not a curated record